UGCGGGACAGUCGCGUCGGGCGCACGCCGGCAAGCCUUGCGUCUCGACUCGCCUCGCCAGCCACGCCGUGUAGUGCGACAGCGACAUGUCGACGGCGGCGUGCUAGCACCCCGUCGGCCCUUCGCCCCCGGCCCCUCCCCCGCCCUGCCCCCUGGCGCCUGGCUCGCCUGGCCGAGGAUGGACUUACUGUGCGCCGAGGAGUUGGCCUGCGACCGGCUGGGUUCCGGCGAUCAAGCCUUACCGACCGGCGCCCUGGACGCCCCCGCCGGCCACACCGCCGCCUGCGAUGCCGUCAUCUUCGAGGACCUGCGCGUCCUGCACAACCUGCUGGAGCUCGAGACCGUGUACGUGCCCGAGUGCAACUACUUCGUGGUGGUGCAGAAGGACAUCCUGCCCUACAUGCGAAAGGUGGUCUCCACGUGGAUGCUGGAGGUCUGCGAGGAGCAGCAGUGCGAGGAUCAGGUGUUCCCGCUGGCCGUCAACUUCCUGGACCGCUUCCUCUGCGCGUGCGCCAUCUCGCGCAAGCAGCUGCAGCUGGCGGCCGCGGUCUGCCUCCUGCUCGCCUCCAAGAUCCGCCAGUGCCACGCGCUGGGCGUGGACCUGCUGUGCUUCUACUCGGACCACAGCAUCGUGCCGGACGAGCUCAGGCGCUGGGAGCUGCUGGUGCUGUCCAAGCUGCACUGGAACGUGACGGCGGUGACGGGCUUCGACUACGUGGACCACGUGCUGGAGCGGGUGUCCUGGACGCGGCGCAACGCCACCGUGCGGAGGCACGCGCACACCCUCGUGGCGCUCUGCUACACCGAGCCCGAGCUGAUCCAGACGGCGCCCUCGCUGCUCGCCACGGCCAGCAUCUGCGCCGCAGUGCGGGGGCUCAACCUGCCCUGGGCGUGCACCGCGGUGUCGCGGGCGUGCCAGCUGACCCGGGUGUCGGCGUCCGCGGCGGAGCGCGUCGUGCUGCACAUCGAGCGCCUGGUGGCCAGCGAGGCCGCCGCGCUGGUGGGCGGCAACGGCGGGAUGGCCACCGACGCACCGCCCUCGCCACUUGUUCAGUUAGCUGUGAUAGGAAAUGCAAUUAUAAAUGAAGUUUGA
Thrips palmi is the source of this 1092-nucleotide messenger RNA. RefSeq names its product G1/S-specific cyclin-D2-like. The transcript has 5 exons. The coding region runs from base 178 to 1092 and encodes 304 amino acids. Gene Ontology annotation, cellular component: nucleus; cytoplasm; cyclin-dependent protein kinase holoenzyme complex. Gene Ontology annotation, molecular function: cyclin-dependent protein serine/threonine kinase regulator activity. NCBI's taxonomy places the organism in Eukaryota, Metazoa, Arthropoda, Insecta, Thysanoptera, Thripidae. The record is from RefSeq and is a predicted model, not a curated record. Gene Ontology annotation, biological process: mitotic cell cycle phase transition; regulation of cyclin-dependent protein serine/threonine kinase activity; positive regulation of G1/S transition of mitotic cell cycle.